AUGUUAUCAGUUUUGGAAGAGAGUCCGUGGCUGAUGUUCAAUAAUAUUCCAAUUUUCUUGCAAAGGUGGAGGCCUGGGCUUACUCUUACAAAAAAUAAGCACAAUAAGAUUCCUGUAUGGAUUAAAAUAUAUGAUUUACCCUUGGAAGUGUGGAGUGGGGAGAAUUUAUGUAUCAUUGCUAGUAAAUUGGGUGUUCCUUUGGCUUUUGAUUCAUUUACAGAAGAGAUGUGCCUUGAUCAUAAGGGAAGAAAUGCUUAUGCCAGAAUUUUGGUUGAAAUGUCAACGGAGAAGGAAUGGAAAAAGAAAAUUGAGAUUUCUACUUGGGAUUUUGUUACUAAUUUUGCUGUUAUUCAAUCAUUUGAUGUGGAGUAUGCUUGGAUUCCUUCUCGUUGUUCCCAUUGUAAGGUCUAUGGACAUAUGGAUAAAGUGUGUAUGGCAGCUUUGAAUGAUGUAAAAGGUAUUAAUGAGCAGGAUAAAGGGUUGAAUCAGAAAAAUAAUGGGAAAGGGGUGAUGAAUGAUGAGGGAUUCAUUGAGGUUGCUAAUAAAAAGGGGAAAGGAAGAAUUGUUGGGUCUGGAACUAGUGGAGUUAAGGAAGUUGUUGGGAAUGUUUAUCAGCAAAAGAACUAUGGGAAGAAUGGAAAUUAUAAUAAAGGUAUUAAUUUUAAGGGUAAUGGUGGGAAUGGUAAGGGGCAAAAUGGGAACUGGAGUAGCAGGGGAGUUAGUCAGUGGAAUCAAGGAAAAGAGAAAAAAUUUGAAGCUUUUAAUAAUAAAAGUUAUCAGGUUGAGAAUCAAAGGGAAUAA
This is a messenger RNA of Lactuca virosa, 801 nucleotides long. NCBI's taxonomy places the organism in Eukaryota, Viridiplantae, Streptophyta, Magnoliopsida, Asterales, Asteraceae. The record is from the annotation of a GenBank genome assembly.